CCCAGAAUAGACAGAAUCCUUGGAUACUGAAAGUAAAGAAACUAAAGAAUUACAUAAAGCUAGAUAGAGCUGAUCUGUUUUGGACUCAAUGGUCCAAGGAUGACGGAAGCAUAGCCUUUAAGUCUUUCAUCCCUGUCUAUUUAAGCCAAAACCCCAUGAACUAAAACUCCAAGGAAGGAAUAGCUGUUUUUCAUCGCCACAGCCAGUACUUGAGCCUUCAAUUACAGUGAACUCUAAUAACACACUACUCUCUCUGUCUCUCUCGUCCAGAGAGAUCGAUGGGUGCUGCAAAUGCACAAAACGAUAACGGUCCCAACCUACAAGCCAAAACACUUGCAGAUUUCGACCCUCCGAAGAAACCAAAACGAAACAAGUAUGCUCUUGCUUAUGCAACACUCGCUUCCAUGACUUCAGUCCUCCUUGGUUAUGAUAUUGGAGUGAUGAGUGGAGCGUGUAUCUUCAUCAAAGACGACCUCAAAAUCAACGACACCCAAGUUGAAAUCCUCGCUGGUGUACUCAACUUGUACUCUAUACUUGGCUCCGCCGCCGCCGGUAGAACCUCCGACUGGAUCGGCCGCCGGUACACCAUAGUUAUUGCCUGCGCUAUCUGCUUCGUCGGAGCUCUCCUCAUGGGGUUCGCCACGAACUACGCCUUCCUCAUGGUUGGCCGCUUCGUCGCCGGAGUCGGAGUCGGCUACGCACUCAUGAUUGCCUCCGUCUACACCGCCGAGGUCUCUCCCGCUUCCAUUCGCGGCUUCCUCACCUCAUUUCCGGAGGUUUACAUAAAUACUGGGAUAUUGCUUGGCUAUGUAUCCAAUUACGCCUUCUCGAAGCUGCCGACGAACCUGGGAUGGCGAUUCAUGCUCGGCGUAGGUGCCAUUCCGUCUGUUUUCAUCGCCAUAGGAGUGCUCGCCAUGCCGGAGUCUCCGAGGUGGCUGGUGAUGCAAGGACGACUCGGCGAUGCAAAGCGAGUUCUCGACAAAACAUCCGAUACACCAGAAGAAGCACAAUUGAGAUUAGCUGAUAUAAAAGAAGCAGCCGGUAUUCCACAAGACCAAAACGACGACGUCGUACAAGUCCAGAAGCGAAGUCAUGGAGAAGACGUGUGGAAAGAAUUGCUCCUCCGCCCUACCCCAGCCGUCCGUCACAUCCUGAUCGCAGGUUUCGGUAUUCACUUCUUCCAACAAGCGUCUGGUAUAGACGCGGUUGUACUGUAUAGUCCCCGUAUCUUCGAAAAAUCCGGUAUCACAUCGUCCGAUACGAAGCUACUCUGCACCGUAGCCGUUGGAUUGACCAAGACAAUGUUCAUCUUGGUAGCCACGUUCUUGCUUGAUAAAAUCGGACGGCGCCCGUUGCUUCUCAGCAGCGUCGGUGGGAUGAUUUUGUCGCUAGCAACGCUCGGGUUCAGCCUCACGAUCAUCGAUCACAAUAAAGAAAGAGUAUUGUGGGCCGUCGGAUUGGCUCUCGCAACGGUGUUAUCCUUCGUCUCGUUCUUCUCGAUUGGGAUGGGACCCAUCACGGGCGUUUACAAUUCAGAGAUUUUCCCGUUGAAGCUACGCGCGCAAGGGACGAGUAUGGGAGUGGCAGUGAAUAGAGUGACGAGUGGGGUCCUGUCAAUGACAUUUAUAUCCUUGUAUAAAGCGAUAUCGAUUGGUGGGGCCUUCUUUCUGUUCGCGGGAAUUGCAACGGUGGCUUGGUUCUUCUUCUUCUUCUGUUUGCCUGAAACGCAGGGGAGGACGCUUGAGGACAUGGAAGGGUUGUUUGGUAAAAUUGUAAAAUGGAGACCUAUUAUCAUGGACAAGAAUAACAAGAACCAGACAAUUAAGAAAGAAAAUAACGGUCAGAUUCAGUUUGGAAAAAGGAAUCGAGGGUAGUUUGGUCAAUUUAUAUGUUCACAAUCACAAACGUUUUAAGAUAUUGUAAAAUGACAGGGGAAGGACCUUGAAGAGGUGGGACGAUGAAGAUAAAUUGACAAUUAGUGAGAGAAUGAAUAUAUAUAUUAAAGAUAUUGCAAAAACUCUCCUGUCUUCUUCUCUUCCUUCUGUAUCUACUCUUUUAUUAUAUGAUUCAAGUGCACCAGCAAGUUUAGCUUA
Messenger RNA from Tripterygium wilfordii, 2093 nucleotides. RefSeq names its product polyol transporter 5-like. Gene Ontology annotation, molecular function: carbohydrate:proton symporter activity. The coding region runs from base 279 to 1874 and encodes 531 amino acids. Gene Ontology annotation, cellular component: membrane. Gene Ontology annotation, biological process: transmembrane transport. The record is from RefSeq and is a predicted model, not a curated record. NCBI's taxonomy places the organism in Eukaryota, Viridiplantae, Streptophyta, Magnoliopsida, Celastrales, Celastraceae. The transcript is spliced from 3 exons.